This is a messenger RNA of Fonsecaea monophora, 1149 nucleotides long. RefSeq lists its product as hypothetical. The coding region runs from base 1 to 1149 and encodes 382 amino acids. NCBI's taxonomy places the organism in Eukaryota, Fungi, Ascomycota, Eurotiomycetes, Chaetothyriales, Herpotrichiellaceae. The record is from RefSeq and is a predicted model, not a curated record. The transcript has 3 exons.
AUGGCGGGACCAGUCCGGCUGCCCAUCAACCUCGAUGCACUGCAAAACUAUCUGGAGACAUGCGUGCCAGAUAUCAAGACUCCCUUGAGUAUCAAACAAUUUGGGGACGGACAAUCGAAUCCAACAUACCAACUAACCGGCGCCGAUGGAAAUCGAUACGUUCUGAGAAAAAAGCCUCCGGGAGCACUAUUAUCGCAAACAGCACACAAUAUCGAGCGUGAAUACCGAGUCCUUCGAGCUCUAGAGAAAACCGACGUUCCCGUCCCCAAGGUGUAUUGCCUCUGCACUGAUCCCGCCAUCAUCGGAACGAUUUUCUACGUCAUGGAGUUUUUGGACGGCAGGAUCUUUACCCAGCAGUCCCUGCCAGGAGUCAGUCCAUCGGAGAGGACAAGCAUGUGGCGGUCAGCCAUGGAAACGCUUGCCAGGAUCCAUGGCGUCGAUUAUAAAGGGUUGGGCCUGGGAAGCCUUGAAAAGCCCGACAAGUUUUAUGUCCGCCAGAUCCGAACGUUCACAUCACUCUCGAUACAGCAAGCACAGGCAACGGACAAAGAGACUGGUGUCCCCGUCGCCAAGGUCCCUCACUUGAACGAAAUGACCGAGGCAUUUCAGGAUGUGCGAUAUCAACCAGAAGAUCGCAAAACCCUCAUUCACGGUGACUAUAUGAUGCAUAAUCUGAUAUUCCACAAAACGGAGCCACGCGUCAUUGGUGUCCUGGACUGGGAAAUGACUACAGUUGGCCAUCCACUGGCGGACUUGGUGAAUGUGACGGCUCCGUUUGUGUCCGCCACUGCAUCGACUCACGUUGGCGCGAACAAGGACUCGGCGGCCUUCAAACCGGGAGCGACACCAGGACUCCCAGCCAGACAGCAAUGCGUGGCAUGGUAUGCUCAGGUGACAGGAUGGGAUCCUUCAGACGACCUGGCAUGGGGAGAUGCCUUCUCAGCCUUCCGGACUGCGGUCGUGAUGCAAGGAAUAGCGGCCAGAUACGCAUUAAGACAAAAUAGCAGUGCGAGGGCAUCCGAGUUUGGCCCCCAGGUAGUACCCAAUUCACGCUGGGCAUGGGAGUUGGUGUUGCGCUUCAAAACUCAGCAUGGGAAGCGCACACCGUCAUCCCGAAAACGUGGCACACCGAUUUCAGGGAAAUUAUAG